Symbiodinium sp. CCMP2456 is the source of this 530-nucleotide messenger RNA. Lineage: Eukaryota; Dinophyceae; Suessiales; Symbiodiniaceae. The record is from the annotation of a GenBank genome assembly.
GCGGCGUGGGGUACGUGGACGGGCUGCAUCUGUCGCCCGACGCGAUGCCCCACCUGGUGGAAAUGCUGGAGCCCUUUCUGGAGGACGUGCAACCCCGAGUAUCCUGUACGUCUUCGAGUCCAGACUCCGUUGCGUCGCGAGGACGUGUCGCUGCGGUGUUCAGCGACUCCGCCCUGUGCUCUGUCCGCGACGUGGGCGACGCGUUUGAUCUCGCGCCCGCCUCAGAAGUCUCGCGGGACUGCGCCGGACAACACGGCGAGAGUUCACAACAUCAGGAUCGGCGCGGACAGGUCGCAGCCGCGGUCCUCGGCGCCGUGCCACUGCAUCCCGUGGCCGGCCGAGGACUGCGGGGGAUAGGGCAAGAGCUGGCGUGGAAGCUCUCGGAGGGCGAGUUCCUGCCGGACAAGUCCAAGAUUCUCGUAGUCUGUUCAGGCGAAGGCAAGACCGCAGAAGUAUGCCUCGACACCACCCAAACCAUCUGUCAUGUGGAGUCCUUGGGUAAUUCCGAGCAGCCGGAUUUGCAGGAAUAG